AAUGACGGCUGUUUUGACUGCCAUGCCUGGCCUGUCCCGGAGCCGAGCAGCUGCAGUGGCGGCCGGGCGGGGAUUGGCGAGCUCGUUGGUGGUUUAGGUGCUGUGGUAAUGACGCUUGAGGGUGAUGGUUGUGGUUGGUCGUGGUGGUUGGUGGUGAUGAUGAUGGUGGUGGUUGUGGUGAUGAUAGUGAUGGUUGGUAGCGCGUGUGGUAUAUGGCGAUGUUGAUGGUGGUGGCUCGGAUAGAAGUCGUCUUAAAUGCAGUUGAGAGUGGUGGCACCGCUGGCAACACGUGAGGUGUGUGAUGCUGUAGUUUGAUUAAAAUAGACGGACUGGUGUGUGUCGGGUCCAGGCUGCUCGUGUUAGAUUCAAUACGCCGGGGUCUGUUGAGAGCCCUGGUUUUGUGAGUGUGUACGAUCGGGUCUGUCGUUAUGUUCCAUGUCUUGUUAAAAAAAAAACGUGUUUAUCGUGUGUUCGUUCAGGUAUAACGCGCCUCGAUAUAGGCCACGUCGGUUAGGCCAGGUCUAAUGAGUAAGGUCUCUCGAGGCCAGAUUUAUUUAAGGUAUUGAGUAAGGUCUUUUAAAACCUAUUAAAGUCAGGCUUGUCCAGACCGCCCGGGCCCGCCUGUGUCAGGGUUGCACCCACGUGUGGUAACCGCUGCCGCUCUCACUGCGCUCAUCAAGUAGCUGUGUUUAAUAGCAGAAGUCUCCCUCACGAGAGAUUUAACUUGUGAAUUAAAACCUAAAAUAUUCCGGGUCAGGUUGGGCUGUGAGUGGCGGGUCCCCCAUGUCUCCGUCGCACGGGACUGCAACGCAAGUGUCGGAGGCAAUGUCUCAUGGUGGCGAGGGUCGGUGUUCAUGUUAUUACCACUACCACUCUCUGCUAGUGUGUAUUUUUGGGGGGGGGUUUCUGUUUAAUUUAAAAGUGUGUGUAAUUGAUGGUGGGGGGCGAGGUGUGAGCCAUAUUGCUAAUGCACAACACUCGGGCGUCAAUGAACACCCCCGCUUCCAGUAGCAUGAGCACGGCUGGCUACCUGCCUGGCUGUCUGACUUCGACAACGCCGACCCAUUACAAAGAGUUGGUGCCGGGGUGGCGAAAGUGGAACGGCCGCGUCGCGUUGCUCAGGGCGUCCGGAGGCGCCGUCCCGCCAUCGCCAGCCAUGGGCCGCGCCCGUAAGGCGACUCCGAGCGGAAUUCCAGGCAGCACGGGCGACACGCACGCAACCCCAGCCGGGCAGCGCAAGGGAAGCAAGCGAACGCCGGCAGCAGGGCAGCAGUCACGGCCACCGUCGUCACAGCAAGGCGGGGAGGCUUCGCUUCCUUCAUCCCUUCUCGGGCAGCAGCAGCAUGCAAACCUUGCUGCUGCCGACACCAGAAGAAGCGGCCCUCGGCUUCGUGGCGCUUCCCGCCCGCCGGUCAAGAGAGCUCGAAAAGAACCUCAGCAGCAGCAUGGGCCCAAAGUCAAAGGUGGCGAGGGGAGCCCCGCGGUGAGCAACGGCGUCGGCACCGUCAAGGGCUCUGGGGCCAAGGCAGGCCCUGGGCCGUUGCCUGUGGAUAGUGGGGGUGGCCGCGGGGCCACAGAGGGGCCAGACGCAACGCAGAAGAAGCCAAGGCGGCAGUGGGAGCAGUGGAGUGCCGAGGAUAAGAACACCUUCUUCCAGAGCCUCUUCGAGCACGGCAAGGACUUCGAGGCGAUCCAGAAUGACAUCGCGAAGCGCUACAUGAAGAAAGGCCACCCUGCGGGUACAGUGAAAAACAAGGACCAGGUCCGCCACUUCUACUACCGCACGUGGCACAGCAUCUCCAAGCACAUAGACUUCGAGAAUGUUUUCUGCCGUGGGAUGGAGAAGUCUUCCCAAGAGCUCUACGGGCUCAUUUGUUAUGGCGAGCUGCGCAAGAAGAUCGGUGGAUGUAUGAACGACAGGAACUCGACGAAGCUGAACGAGCUCAUUCAGCUCGGUGUCACUACGCUGCGCCACAAUGGAAGAAAGCUGCGCAUCAAGGCCCCCAUGUGCCGGGCGCUCAAGAAGAUCUGCGACCCUUACGGCACGAGAAACGAGAUAGAGCAGAAGAGGCUCAAGUUGCCCACCAAGGUUUGCUUGGAGCUGCAGCCGCGCACCAACCGUGCCUGGACGCGCGUGCAGAGCGUGGCGCACAACCCUCGCCUCCGGAUGAUGGUGGAGCUCCACAGGAAGGUCUCCCACCUCAUCGAGUUCCUGAAGGAGAAGUGGGCGCCCAAGGAGACGAGAGUUCGCAUCUCCCUGCUGCAGCAGCAGCAACAGCAGCAGCAGCAGCAACAACAACAACAGCAACAACAACAACAGUCAGGCGAAGCAGAGGCACCCACGACAUCUUCUUCCACAAUGACGUCGACCUCGACAACGACUUCAUCCUCCUCAAUGGUGACGUCAUCGUCCUCUACGACGACGUCUUCGACAGUUACGUCGUCCUCAACGACGUCAUUGCGCUCAACGACGUCAUUGCGCUCGAUGACGUCACUGCGCUCGACGACGACCACGUCAUCGCCUACAACGAGGUCAACGUCCUCGACGGCGGCAGCGACCCAGGCGGUUGCGGGUUGCCCCCCACCCGCGGAACCGGCGCCGGCGCCGCCCGACGAGCGUCCCCAGCUGCGGCUGUUCCCUGCGGAGGGGGCGGUGGUGUCGCCGCUGCCAUGCGUGGCGCGGGUGCGGCACAGCCGCACGAUGUGCACGGUGCACUGGCAGGAGCAGAGCCGUGCGCGUGAGCCCUACGUGCCGCCGCAAGCGCAGCUGAUGCGUUCGAGGCCGCAGCUCCUCGCCGCUUCAAUCCCGCAGCCGACGCCACUGCCGCCAGCAGCGGUGGUGGUGUCCGCAUCCGUUGCCAAGGACGGGCCGGUCCCUGGUCCUGCUGGUACGACGGGGAAGGGGCAGCGGGGGUCCCGUGCUGGGGCAUCGGGGCAGGAGGGAGGGGCAGCUCGCAUGCGGGAGGUCAGCAUGGCUGAGCCGGCGGGGCCCUGCGUGGAGAAGGAGGCGUCCGGGAUGACGCUGACAGCGCCGGUGGAAGCGUCGAGCGCGUCCACGCAAUCAGCAGAACCGAUGGAGGUUUGUGAAAAUGAUCCAAGCGGUGGCUACACCGCUCCACGCGAUCCCGCCGACUCUGAGCCGGACGUAUCGAGCGCAAAGCCGGAAGUUAGCACCCUCUUGGAGCUGGUGCUGAGCCCGGUCACGAACUACGAGGAAUACUCUCUGAUGGACCCCGUCCCACGUUACCUCAAGAGCUGCCGGAGCCUCGUCAUCCCCAGCGACGAGGAUGAGCGGGGUGCGCCUGCAGAGCUGGUAUCAGACCGGCUACCUGAUGAGGAGUGCUCGGCGCAGCACGGCGCUGGCGCCGGCAUCGGCGCCGACCUCGCUCCAGAGGCGCUCGUGGCCACGGCAACGCUCAAUGGGGUGGAGGAAUCUUUGCCCGGAGUUGCUGACGGAUCGGCUGAGAAUGGCACCGACGCAAUUGCUGGCGGGCACUCGCCGAAACCGGCCUCUCCCGCCGAGGCCACCGCUACUAGUGUCGCGAAAGUGGCGGCACAGGCGCUAGAAAAUGGCGGCGCUGUCACGGCCGAAAACACGCACAGGGACGCCAAGGACGAUAACGACGGUAAGAGGGACUGCGGGACUCCAGCAGUAACUCCGGCGGCCGAACACAAGCAGCUUCCGUUGCCUCGUGGUGGCGGCGGCGGCAAACGCGGGGCGGAGGCCGCGCCGCCGUGGUCCUCACCCGACCCUCGCAAAGAGGAGUCUGCCGCCUUCGCCGAGAGGGUGUGGCGGGAGGGCUGGGGCGGCUCCAAGACGCUCACCCUCGCCGAGGUGUACGUGACGCUCGGCAAGCCCGAGAAGCUGCUCCUCGAGUACGAUUGGGUUAUGCCUCAACUGCCGCAGCCGCCUCCAUCUACGCUGGCCGACAAACCCACGACCGCAGAUGAGGCACCGGAGACGGCGGCGACAGCUGUGGUAGCCGGCAGUGGUGCGGACCCGGGCCCGGUGGCCCAGACAGAGGCGGCGGCGGCAGUGGUGCCGGCGCCAACGCCAACGGAGACCAUGGUGAAGACGGAAUCGACAGAAGUGAAGGAGCAGCCGCCUGUUGUGCACAUGCAGCGCAUGCUGAAGCGGCUCCUGCAGCUCGUGGUGCUGGAGGCCAACCCCAAGGUUCAUCGCGUGCAGUCGCCCGACGGGCUUCACUUGUCGCCUAGCAAGGCCGGCGGCGCGGAGGCGGGUGGCGGCGGAGGCACUGGCGGCAGCGGCGGCAGCACCAGGAGCCCCGGAUCGGCGCGGGCUCAUCCGGGACGCGGUGCGCGUGGGUCAGCUGGUGGUGCGAGGAACGUGGCUAAAUCAGCCACGGCAGCAUCCUGCACGGAGCCGGAGGCCGCGAAGACGACCGGGCGCUCGGACGACGAUCUGUUCCGGGUUCCAUCGGCGCUGCCCCCUGCCAGCCGGUACGGCCGCCCCAUGUCGCCCAGCAAGGAGGCGGAGAUCACGUUCCGGCAGCAGCUCGACUCCAUCAACCAAGCGGAGAUCUUCCUGCCCCAGCAUCGGAAGCUGCGAACCCGCAUGCUGCGCAAGCCGCUGGUUGUCCAGAGAUCCCUCAUGCCGCGCCCGGCGGGACACUCGUUGCGUCACAUGUAUUCACUCGCCAUCGUGCCCAGCUCUUCGGUCGCAGGCACGGGGAUGUUCUCACCGUUACCGCCCCUGACACACCCUCCCAACGACCUGAAGGCCAGCAACCUGUCGACUGCCAUCGACCUGGCCGCCAAAUCGGCGGGAAUCAUCCCAGGCAGCCCCAUCCGCGAGGGCCAGAGCGCGGUGACGGGGCCUGAGCUUUCCUCGGAGGGCUUGCUGGGUUCCGACGGGGCGGGCCAGUACGGGGGCCAGAGCGGUGGGACCGAGCUGCCUGGGUGCCUCCAGGACACGGGAAGUGGUGGCAGUCGCCGGGUGCCGUUUGUCACUCUGUCCACGCCGUCUGAGGGGCACAACAUUACGCCUGGCGGGCACUGUCUGGACUUUGAUGAGGACGCUGGCACGUUGGCUAUGGUGGGGCCUCCGCCGAUGCCGCACGUGGUGGGGCCUCUGCUGCCGUCGUCGUCGCCGCCGCACGUGCCGUUGCUGCUUGAGAUCUCGCUGCCCGGCCCACCAGACGACUCGCUGUCGCAAGGCGGACCCCACUCCCACAUCGGGGACUCGAUCAUCGAGCUCGCCAUCGGGUCUCAGCGCUACAUGACAGGUGAAGGGAAGCCGAAUGGCAUGGACGGGGACAAGCCGCUUGCGUCGCCCCGCAACUGGAUGGGCUCGCCAUCACACGAGCCGCAGUGGUUCGGCAGCGACAUGGGGGACGUGGGGGAUGGGUGCCUCGGCGGCCUGCUGUCGAACUUCAACUCGCCUGACAAGAACCAGCGAGCGAUCCAGCUGCUGAGCCACUGCGCUGCCAAUCCCGACCUCGUGGCCUCUUCACUCCUGGAGGGGAACGUCCACGACUCCUACGCGCCACGGCCCCUCAUGACGGAGGUGAGGGCUCAGGCGGACUCGCCGCUCGCCAGCAUCAUCUGCGAGAGCGGCGUGGACUACAUUGCCCGUUUCAGCGACCUGGCGAAGGAGGUGUCCAACUCUGAGCCGUUCACCCCCACGUACUCUUGACACCGGGCUCCUGCUCGAGCGAAGGGAAAUGCCCACUGGCCUCCCCGCUCAGUCGAUGCCACGGUGAUGCAGCCACAGCCGCCGACAGCGAGCUUCACCGCGGUGGUGGGCGGCUGGGGUUGGAAGGCAUUGAUCAAGUGUCUCGGGCGCUGUCUUGUCGUUACAUCAGUGGAAGGAGGGCGGAUCGGUGUGGCGGUCAUGAGCGGCGCCGUUUUGAAGGCCGUCGCCUCCACGGCUCCCUCCUCUGCGAUCGAUGCUCCGAGGGGGGCACGUGGCCGGUGAGGAGGGGGCGGCCGGGGUGUCUCCCCAUGUUCUAUCACGUCUCUCCGGAUAAUUGUGCAUCUUUCACCUCUGAGUUAACUUAGAAUGUGAAUUUAAACUUCGUUGAGUGGUCGCCCAAGUAAGGGGCGAAUGUACAAUGUGGACUAUCCCAGCACGCAUCCUUCCCAGCUGUGCCGCAUCUCGUGGUGAAGCAGUUACAACCUGGGCAAGCCAGUCUCAUGAUGGCACAAGUGGCAGUUUUGUUUCCGUCCUCUUCACCUUCAGGCUCGGGGGACCCUACAUUUUUCACGUGCCAUCCAUUUCAUACGUACGCAAAAAUCUGUCAACCUGACCCCCCUCCCUGUACGCACGCAUACUUUUUACAACCCCCACAGCUGAAGAAACUGAACUGUAGCUCAUUUGAAGGCCAAUGUAGACAAAUAAUUAUUUUUGAGGCUUCACACCCCCCCCCCCAGUUUCCUAUGCGUACGUACAUUGUCAGUAGACCCCCCAUAUGCAAGCGUACGCAUUUGGGUUAACCCCCCCUCCACCCUCCAUGCGUACGUACUGAAUGGAUGGCCCCUUAGGAGGAGUGAUGCAUCCGGACUUGUGGAGCUGGGGUAUGAGACGGUGUCAUCAUGGGGAGUAAAAAUAAUUAGUGGCCUCUGCUCUUCAGUCCAGGGUGGGUUAUUUUAUCUUGGAGAAAGGUUAUUUCGUUCGACAUUUUCAUUAAGUUAGGUUGCUAGGGUUUUAAAUGGGGGAGCAGCUUUCGAGAAUUAGCCUGAACACUUGUUGGACAAGGCUGGACUUUCACUUCAACAUUCGGCGAGCAGCCAAAAACCACCUCGUUACGCGAACGUGAGCCUCAGCCACGCCAUACUGGUGGCUUAAUCAAAGCCAUAUCUCUGCAACUGGUUCUGUCAAACACCUUAAAGAGAGAUGCAAGCCAAGCACCAAAGCUCUUUGUAGAUACUCACUUAGGCCGUGCAUCCUGGCCUGCCCGACACGACUUCGAAGACAUGCUAAUGAGAAGGAAGGCUUUGAAGAUGGCUUUAAUGACCACCUCGUCACUGUGGCGUGGCAGCUGAACUCUUAAAUACGUCACUGCAUCGCUACGUCGCUCUUGGAAGUCAAAUUAAAGUCUUUUGUUUCGGGUUGCGUCUCUCAGUGACUCUUGGAAAACUGUUCGGCACCGAGUAGUUUGUAAAUACGAUUAUUUUAAGAUGGCAGAGGUGGUGACCGACUCCUGUUGCAGGCCCGGCUCAGCCUGGCCCGCAGCCUCGUGCAUGAGGUGGUCGCGCCCGUCAGCAAGUGAGAAUUGGGGGCCUGCGUGCAAAGCGUCCCCCUCUUCCGUCGGGCCACCCGAUGCGCGCGCGGGUGUGUGUCUGUGAAAAUGUAACUUUGGUUUCAAGAGUCGCGUUUCCUCAAAGAGAAUGUGAAGCAAGCUACUCGCUGAGAGUUGCAAGCCAGGGCCAUCCUGAGUAAUCAGUAUUAACAAGCACUCUUCAUUUUAUUCAUGCUGGUACAAAAGCAUUGAGGAAAUCUGCUCGUACAUUUAGAAUCUGUUUUUUUGUAUUAUGUUAGGUUCUUGAUGCAAAUACAGUGAAAUCUCGUUAAUAUUCGUGCGGGGACUGGGUAUUUUCUUAACUUGUAUUGAACUUUAAUCUGAAAUGACACGAAAAGAUCGUGGACAACUCCGCAUGUCAUCAGUUACAGUUGUCGAAAUUUGUUGUAAAAUUCUCAAACCUACUGACUAAAGAAAUUGGUGGAUUGUUUGCCUUGGCUUGACCAACACACAAUACAAAAAUGACAUUGAUUUACAAAGUGACGUGCCCGCUUCAGUGACCUGGCCACUUCAGUCUUGGCUGGCAACAGUUUGCAUGGCAUUGUCAUGGCCAAAUAAUUGCAAAGCUAGCACGGUCCAGUCGGCUUGGCAUAUAUCAUGCUGCUGCCACGAAUUUAACUACGAAUUACCACAACUUCGAAACGGCAACCUUUCGUCCGAAAUGCAUGGCUAUGUGAAAUACAUUAUUCCGGAAGUUUGGCGUGUAGUAAAUCUGCCGUACGUUAAUGUGGAAAUUACCAUAAUGCGAUGGACGUUAUGACGAGAUUUCACUGUGUAGGGAAGAUGUUGAGGACGAUGCAUGUAAUGCGAGUUUAGCUUAACCGAGCACUGGGGUUUCGCGAUGGGCAGUUGGCAGAUAGUGCUGCAGGGAUUACUUAUAGAGGGGGGGGUUCGAUGGGGUUAUUAGUCGGUUAGUAGGUGAGCAGUUGGUGGUCACAGCAAUACAAAGCGGAGGAUGUGGCCUUCUCAACUUCCAUUGCAGAAAAGAUAAAUAGGAAUCGUCAGUGCGAUAUUGCCCCCGUGACAUCUGGCUGCAGGUUUAACUCUUCCCAUUUCAGGGGAGGAGGGUUACAUCAAGCCACAAUUGAAUCCACGUUCCUCAGCCACAUUAGAAACACGUGCAGCGAGAUGUGUGCAAGAAAAUCAAUGUGGGCACCGUUACGAGGUUAUAAUUUAUGUACCCCACGUAUUCCUGAUUAUGCCCGUUGCAAUGAUUCAUCCGCGGGAGCAGUGAAUCGCAUGUUGAGGGGUCGUACUAAGUUAAUCGUGGUCUUCCUUAAUAUUUUCAGUUAAAAAUUUGUUUAUUUUUUUAAGUUAUUCUGGAAGACGCGAAUGAGCUGCCCCGUCAGCUGCGCUUAGGUGCCGUAAGGCCUCGCAAUGCGUCCGGUAUUUAUUAUUUCCCCCCUUCUCCCCUCGAAGACUUCCACCAUCACCACCUCUUAGAAGUUCAACACAAGGUCGCGUGCCGUUCUGUCGGUUUUAAUUUAUUUGUGUUGGCUUCUCGACAGAUGUACAGUUUUGUAAGGGAUAGCGUUUGUACGACGAUUCGUUCUUGACACUUUAAGAGUUUUUCUUUUUUUUUGUUUGUUUUGCAUUGAAGGAGAUUGGGGAGCGGGGUGGGGAACGGGAUGGAAAUGUUGGAAAAAUGUCAUCUUGAGAGGGGUGCCCUUGUGGAUUCUUAACACUACAAUCCCUCAUGCACGUAGGCGCGUUCAGUUUAACUAUUAAAGAGUCUAAUUAAUCCUUG
Petromyzon marinus (sea lamprey) is the source of this 9009-nucleotide messenger RNA. Lineage: Eukaryota; Metazoa; Chordata; Hyperoartia; Petromyzontiformes; Petromyzontidae. The record is from RefSeq and is a predicted model, not a curated record.